UCUUAUUUAAAAAAAAAUUUUGAUUUUUCGAUACUUGAAAACUAAAUAUUUUUUUCAUUAUAAAUAAAGUCCAAUGACAAACUUUCAUUAUGCAAAAAGCAACACACUAGGAAUUCAUCCAUUAGUGAAAUUUCAAACUCGAAUUUCAACACUUUUUUUUCUAACUAACCCUUCUUAUUUUAGUGAUUCAUCAAAUGAAGAUUCCCUUGUUGUUCGACAAUUUAUUCGUAAAUAUUUAUCAAUUAUAAGUGAAGGUGGUGCACGUUUAUCUAUACGUUAUAUGUCAGAAUAUUUUGUUUCUCUUCAUGAUUUUGCUCGUAAUAGUAUUGAUGAAUGUUAUUUAUUACUUGAUUGUUCAUGUAUACAACAAUUAAUAACAUUUUAUAUGUUACAUCAUGAUUGA
Rotaria sp. Silwood2 is the source of this 403-nucleotide messenger RNA. NCBI's taxonomy places the organism in Eukaryota, Metazoa, Rotifera, Eurotatoria, Philodinida, Philodinidae. The record is from the annotation of a GenBank genome assembly.